Entrophospora sp. SA101 is the source of this 744-nucleotide messenger RNA. NCBI's taxonomy places the organism in Eukaryota, Fungi, Glomeromycota, Glomeromycetes, Entrophosporales, Entrophosporaceae. The record is from the annotation of a GenBank genome assembly.
AUGCGUGUGUUAAAUGGUGGUGAUGAUAACUCGGAAAAGAAAAACUCAGGUCCGGAUGAAAAAAUAUCUUCUUCAACUACAGCAUUUGAUAAUAAUAAUCAAGAUGAAAUUUCUUUACGUCAAAGAAAUGUAAAUAAAUUAGAAAAAGUAGUCAAUGAUAAUAAUAGUAAUGAUGAUAUUGUUGCGAAAAACAAAUCUACAAGCAUUAAAUUAUCAGCUUAUCUAAAUCUUAUAGCAGAUGCAACUCACAACUUUACUGAUGGACUUGCAAUGGCAGCGUCAUUUUAUACAUCACCAAGCAUUGGAGCUACUACAACAGUUGCUGUAUUUUUCCAUGAAAUACCACAUGAAAUAGGUGAUUAUGCAAUAUUAAUACAAAGUGGUUUCACCAAAAAACGUGCAAUGUUUUCCCAAUUUAUCACUGCAAUUGGUGCAUUUCUUGGUACAUUAACUGGAAUAAUAAUAGAAGAAUAUAGUAAACAGCAGCAAGAACAUCAUCAAAGCAACAAUCUUGAUUAUGAUAAUAAUAGUUUUGGUAUUUUUGGCACAGGUGUAUUAAUAGGUGAUUUGGUUAUACCUUUUACUGCAGGUGGAUUUCUAUAUAUUGCUACUGUUGGUGUUAUACCUGAAUUAUUAAAUGUUUCUGGAAAUUUUACAAAAGAUCUUAAGCAAUCUUUAAAAGAAUUUUCUACAAUGUUUAUUGGUGUUAUGAUGAUGGCAAUUAUUUCUUGGAAUGAAGUAUAG